AUGGGCGGUGCAGCCCUCUUGCUGCCACUGCUCGCCACAGACACCCUGGGUAUAGUCACAGACACCCUGGGUAUAGUCACAGACACCCUGGGUAUAGUCACAGACACCCUGGGUAUAGUCACAGACACCGUGGGUAUAGUCACACUCCAGUUUCUCCAUCCCAGGCUCUACUCACAACGCCACAGCCCUCCUGCCACAGCGCUGCUUGAUCCGAGCCGUGCCGUUCUGCACCGUGCUACCCCGCACCUGUCAGCUCCUGCCUUGCUCCUCCUUUCUCCACUUUCUGCACUUCCCUCCGUUCCUCUCUCCGCCCCGUCUCUCCUCUGUGCUUGCUGCCCUACUCUCCUCGUGCCGUUCCUCCUCUGCUCGGAGCGCACUACCCCUCCCAUUGCCCUCAUGCCCCAUCCCGACCACACAGCAGCACCCUCAUCACCCUCAUCACCUUCUGCCUGCCCCUCCCUGCCGUCCCUCCCUGCCGUCCCUCCUUGCCGUCCCUCCCUGCCGUCCCUCCCUGCCGUCCCUCCCUGCUGCCCCUCCCUGCGCGCCUCUGCCCCUGGUGGCGGCAUGGCAUGUGCCCUCACCCCAUGGCAUGUGCCCUCACCCCAUGGCAUGUGCCCUCACCCCAUGGCAUGUGCCCUCACCCCAUGGCAUGUCCCCUCACCCCAUGGCAUGUGCCCUCACCCCAUGGCAUGUGCCCUCACCCCAUGGCAUGUGCCCUCACCCCAUGGCAUGUGCCCUCACCCCAUGGCAUGUGCCCUCACCCCAUGGCAUGUGCCCUCACCCCAUGGCAUGUGCCCUCACCCCAUGGCAUGUCCCCUCACCUCACCCCAUGGCAUGUCCCCUCACCCCAUGGCAUGGCAG
This is a messenger RNA of Closterium sp. Naga37s-1, 861 nucleotides long. The record is from the annotation of a GenBank genome assembly. Lineage: Eukaryota; Viridiplantae; Streptophyta; Zygnematophyceae; Desmidiales; Closteriaceae.